UUUCGUUUUUUCGCUGCGGUUAUUGUUGAUCAAAUUAAACAACAACAACAAGUUGAUUAUAUCCAAUGUUUGAUGGUGAUUUGUCCGAAUUUUACUCUUCUUUUCUGACAUUGUUGUCGUAAUCGUCAUCGUCUCUUGCAAUAUAUUCGACCCGAAAUUUGUGCAAAGAAUUGAUUUAAGAGAAAUUAAAAAGAGAUUAUCAUUUCCCGACACACAUGAGAGGAAGAAGAAGAAGAGACAUAUAUCCCAAUAAGCCCGAAAGGUUUUCGAAAAAAACAUAGAGCAAAAUUCAGAUCAUAGGCAAACACGUAUUGAAAUGAAAUGAAAAAAGAAAAAAAACGUCCACACGACAUGACAUAGUGGUCAUCAAACCAUCUCGGCGAGAUUCACUUUCUUGAAUUUUCUCCAAUAUAAAUACCGGUGUCAUUCGUCAGUGAAUAACCAUCAUUCGAUCCAAUCGUUUCAUCAAGUCAACACUGUCUUUUUCAACUCAACAUUCACUAAAUCAAAAUGAAGUUCUUCAUUGUGUUAAUAUCGGCUGUCCUCGCCAACGCCAGUUAUGGUUCCAAAGGUUCUAGUGGUGGUGGUGGUGGUGGUUAUGGUGGAGGUAGUUCUGCUGGUUAUGCAAGUCUCGGCGGUUAUGGCGGUGGACGUGGCGGAAAUGCUGCUGCCUUUGCUGGAGGUAUAAUUCCGGCUGCUAUCCAAACAUCUCAUAAUAUUGAGUUUCGUGAGGUCCCAUCUACUGGUUCCGUUCAACCAGCAGUUAUCGAGGUGGGAUCCCAAUCACUCCCGGUCAUGAUUCUUUUCCGAUCCAGCUCUUCAACGUUGAAUGUACAACAAAUGCAUGACUCUGCACAAGGCAGUGUCCAAGAGUCGUCUAGCGAAGAUGAACCUCACAGAUUAAUUCACCAGGUCACAAAACCAGUGAUCCAAGAGGUACAUGAGGUAAUCACGCCAUUCCGAAAAAUUACUCAGGAAAUUAAACCUGUUGAGGAAGAAAUUAACACGAUAAUUGCAAGAAAUUCUGGUUUUGGAAGUGGAGCCGCUGCUUUUGGAAAUUCUGGCGCUGGUUUCGGAUUUUCUGCCGGUGGUGGUGGAGCUGGAUUAGGUCUAGGUGCUAUGGGAGGUGGCGGCUACAGUAUUGGUGGUACCAAAUCAUCCGGUCUUAGCCUUGGUGGAAGCCUUAGUAAAUCAUCAAAAGCAAGCUAUGCUGCAGCCGCAUCAUCUCAAGCUGUCAUAACAUCAUCAAAACCAUCACCAUCAUCUUCUGCCUCAUCAUCAUCAUCAUCAUCAUUGUCAUCAGCAUCGCCAUCAUCAUCAUCGUCAAUAUCGGUGAAAUCAUCGUCUGGCUACUAAAUAUAGUGGGCAGAACUAUUCAUCAACAUGGCCAAUAAAUAAAUUGCUGAUGAAAGAAUCCAUAUCCACAUCCAUAUAUAAUCUAUAUAAAUCUCAUUCAUUUUAAUUUAAACGAAAAAGUAAAUAAAUCAUUUCAAUACCAAUUCGU
This is a messenger RNA of Dermatophagoides farinae (American house dust mite), 1504 nucleotides long. RefSeq lists its product as uncharacterized. The record is from RefSeq and is a predicted model, not a curated record. Lineage: Eukaryota; Metazoa; Arthropoda; Arachnida; Sarcoptiformes; Pyroglyphidae.